Scophthalmus maximus (turbot) is the source of this 1059-nucleotide messenger RNA. RefSeq names its product GINS complex subunit 2 (gene gins2). Gene Ontology annotation, cellular component: nucleus; GINS complex. NCBI's taxonomy places the organism in Eukaryota, Metazoa, Chordata, Actinopteri, Pleuronectiformes, Scophthalmidae. The record is from RefSeq and is a predicted model, not a curated record. Gene Ontology annotation, biological process: double-strand break repair via break-induced replication; DNA replication. The coding region runs from base 181 to 741 and encodes 186 amino acids. The transcript has 6 exons.
GCAACUGUUUUUACUGUCACAUGACCCACUUCCUUAUCCCGGGCCAGACAAAGCAAAAAUGUAAGGAUCGGACAGUGUCGUGAUGGACAACCGGCCCCUUGACGCGCCAGUUAACAGCGCGGGAACAUCUGCAGCGUGAUCGCGAGGGUAAAGUGUCGGCAAAGAGAACAACAAACAGAGAUGGAUCCUUCAGAGGUCGAGUUCCUCGCUGAGAAGGAGACGGUGAAGAUAAUCCCAAACUUCAGCCUGGACAAGAUCUAUUUGAUCGGGGGCGACCUGGGCCCCUUCAACCCUGGACUGCCAGUCGACGUCCCUGUGUGGCUGGCUCUGAACCUGAAACAGAGACAGAAAUGCAGGAUUGUUCCUCCUGAGUGGAUGGAUGUUGAGAAACUGGAGGAGAUGCGAGAGCUUGAGAGGAAAGAGGACAUGUUUACGCCUGUUCCAAGUCCGUACUACAUGGAGUUGACCAAACUGCUAUUGAACCAUGCAUCUGACAAUAUUCCCAAAGCGGAUGACAUCCGCACGCUGGUCAAAGACAUCUGGGACACGCGUAUUGCCAAACUCCGCCUGUCCGCCGACAGCUUCAUCAGUCAGCAGGAGGCUCACGCCAAGCUGGACAACCUGACUCUGAUGGAGAUCAACACCAUUCGAUCGUUUCUUCUCGACUCUCUCAACUGCAUGUACAAACUACGUUCCAAUCUGCAGCCUGGUUCCAGUAAAGGACAGGCCAUGGACUAUUGAUGCUCUCGCUCAGAGCCUCCUGAACAGGUUCGGAUAAUGUCCCAAGAAUUUGGGAAGGGGGGGUAAAGCCUUGGACUGGUGCACCUUUUGAGUGAGGAACAGAAGAAACCAGAGGAGUUUUACUCAGCAUUUUUUUAUACUUCUCCUGAGAGAAGUGUGUUAAUCUGUACAUAUUUAAAAGCUUAUAAGCUUCAUGUCUCUGCCGUUUGCGAUGUGCAUAUUUAAUUUGAUUUAAUUUAGGACGCUCAUAGUUGUUUACAAUGGCUACGACACAUUUGUAUGUUCCAAUAUGUAACAAAAUAAAAGUAUCAGUGUGUA